This is a messenger RNA of Dermacentor albipictus, 3465 nucleotides long. NCBI's taxonomy places the organism in Eukaryota, Metazoa, Arthropoda, Arachnida, Ixodida, Ixodidae. The record is from RefSeq and is a predicted model, not a curated record.
CGCGUGCGUUAGUCUCUCUCUCGCUGGAACAACGGCGACGCACGCCUUUGAAAAUCUCUGAUCACUUCUGCUAUCCUUUAGUUCAGCGCAGCGUUUAUUGCCAGCCCGGUGGACAUUUCAAAUUGCGUAAGGCAUCUUGCUAGGCCAAACGGGCACCAUGGACUCGACUUUGACUGAUGUGCCAAUCCUCCAGAUGGCCUCGUUGAACUGGUUGUAUCUAUCUUUAUCGAUAGCGCUUUCAUUUUUGCUAUUUGCCGUCAUCACAUCGAACAUGAACAAGCCUAGCAUUCCUAAGGGAAAGAAACUGCCGCCAGGUCCCCGAGGCUUCCCAUUGGUCGGUCACUUGCCGUACGGACCAAGAAAUUUCGAUUACAAAAGAUGCCUGGAAAUUUCAAAACAGCACGGACCGGUGUUCAGGCUAAAAGUAGGAGUGAAAGAUAUUGUUAUUUUGAACGACUUUGAAUCAAUAAAAGAUGUACUGACCAGAAAAGCUGUUUUGAACCGGACAGACAACUUCAUUCUAGAUCGAUCGGGUGUUAAAGGCAUUGUGACGCUCAACGGCGAUGCGUGGCUAGAUAAUCGCAGAUUCUGCCUUCACGUGCUGCGUGAUCUCGGUUUUGGGAGAAAAUCGAUGGAAGAGCACAUAAAGGAUGAAGUUCAGUACCUUGCUGACAAAAUACUGGAGCUACACGGCUCACCAGUGGACAUCCGCAAAUACUUGGUCCCGAGCAUGUCCAACAACAUCACAUCACUGGUCUUCGGCAGACGUUACCCAUUCGAAGACCACAGGCGCAAGUUCCUGGAUGAGCGCCUGAAAGAGGCGUUGAGGAUCAUCGGAUCCGGAAGCCUUUUCACAUUCCUUCCUUCCUGGGCAUUUUUUAUCUUUUCAGUGCUUCCUUUCACUAACGUAGCCAAAAUCAAGGAAGUGCUUGAAGAAAUGUUCGAGUACGUCUCCGAGGAGGUUAAGCAGCAUGAAAGUAGCCUCGACGAAAACAGUAAUCGAGAUUUUAUUGACGGAUAUAUCAAAAAGAUGAAGGAGAAUGAAGAUAACCCACACUCAAGCUUUAAAAUGGGAAACCUGCUUGGAAAUGUCCUGAACUUUUUCGGAGCUGGUUCGAACACUGUCCAGCUAUCGAUACAAUGGCACCUCCUCAACUGCGCCGACAAUGUGGACUCGGUGCAGCGCAACAUUCAGAACGAGAUCGACAGUGUGGUCGGGCAUGAGAGAGCGCCCUGCUGGGAAGAUCACAACAAGAUGCACUUCACGAUGGCCACCAUCUGGGAAAUGUAUCGAUGGCGCACUAUCGCGCCACUCAGCAUACCGAGAGAGGCGGCUGAGGACGUGGAAUACAAGGAUUACUUCAUUCCUAAGGGAACUGUGAUCCUUCCCAACCUUUCGGCCGUUCACUUGGAUCCCGUGAUUUGGGAAAGACCGGAGAUGUUCGACCCACACCGCUUCUUGAACAAAGACGGUUCCGGUCUGAUAGCCAAGCCAGAUCAGCUCAUUCCUUUCUCCAUUGGAAGAAGGAUGUGUCCCGGAGAGACUCUGGCCACUGUAGAAAUCUUCCUCUACCUGACAACGCUCCUGCAAAAGUUCACCGUGAGGCCCGCGGAUGGGAAAAGAGUUGAUUUGGAACCAGCUGCGGUUGCAUUAAACACGCCCGCCCCGCAACAGCUGAAGUUUGUAUGCCGCGAGUAUAGACCCGUUCGCUCUUUCAAACAAAUUUUCCAUGUAUUCAAUCUUACAGGUGGUGUCAUGUCACUGAAUGGCCAAGCAUGGCAAGACAACCGGCGUUUUUGUCUCCACGUGCUGCGUGAUCUCGGAUUCGGGAAGACCUCCAUGGAAGAGAGACUCAAGGAAGAAGCGGAGUACCUAACUGAAAAGAUCGCCGAACAUCGGGGUGAGCCCUUCGUGAUCCAGGAUUUGCUCGCACCCAGCACAUCCAACAACGUGACAGCACUUGUCUUUGGGGAACGUUACGCUUACGAGGACCCGCGGAGAAACUUUCUGGACGAUCGAGUUAAGAAGCUGUCGAGGUUCGUCGGUGCCCGACGGUUGAGCGCUCUUUUUCCCGUAUGGCUGAACCGGCUGGCGGCCAGAGUGCCGGUCCUGAAAAAUAACCUCGCCGUUCCAAUUCUCGAUGAACUUCUUGACUUUGCCAAACGAGAAAUACAAGAGCAUGAAACGAGCCUCGAAGAACACAGCAAUCGGGAUUUUAUCGACGCUUACCUGAAGAAAAUAAGGGAGAACGUGCCUACUGGAAACUCUAGUUUUCACAUGAAUUCGCUGAUCGGCAACAUCUUCAGCUUCUUCGUAGCCGGCUCGAGCACCGUCCAGGAGACGCUGCAGUGGCACCUGCUGGUGUGCGCCGAUAGGCCGGACCUUGUGCAGCGCAGGAUCCAGCAGGAGAUUGACCAAGUCAUCGGCCGCGAGAGGGCUCCAUCAUGGGCCGACCACACGGCUAUGCCUUUCACGGUGGCCGUGCUGUGGGAAGUCUACCGCUGGCGGACCGUCACGCCGCUUGGUAUUCCGAGAACAGCGGCCGAGGACGUCGUCUUCAAAAGCCAUUUCAUUCCCAAAGGAUCUCUUGUGAUUGCGCACCUUCGGGGCGUGCAUAUGAGCCCUGAGUACUGGAAAGACCCAGAAGAGUUCAAUCCACUGCGUUUCUUGAACGAAGAUGGCUCGCGAUUGCUACCCAAGCCUGAUCAAUUGAUUCCGUUUUCUGUUGGAAAGCGGAUGUGUCCGGGAGAAACAAUGGCCACGGUCGAAAUUUUUUUGUAUCUGACAACAAUCUUGCAGAAGUUCAACAUUCUCCCUCAGGAAGGUUGCGACGUCAAUCUUUCAUCCGAAAGUACCGCUUUCAGGCUUGCGCAGAGGCAGAAGCUUCGUUUUUUGCCUCGUUGAUAUCUACGAACAAACAUUUUGAGCCACGUAUACGUAUAUAUGUCUAAUAUUUGGCUCAGAAAUUGUCGCUAUCACAAACUACUCAAUAUAUAAGAGUGUCUCACCGUUCUCUGGCGUUCAGCAGAAAAGGCAACUAGUGCACGCGCUAACGUCAAGACCGCCACCUUUGAACUUUUACAAGAAACGGCUAGUAAAAAAUGAUGGCCUCCGAGAUUCGGCAGCGCGCCGCGAGCACCAUCUUGAAAGCCACGUCAACAGCGCAUAGCGCACAGCUUCUUUUAAUGACCGAUAGAUGGACGCCCACUGUCAGUUCUUGUAGUUAUUCGCAGGCGCAGUGCUCGCAGACAACCGCCCGGCGGCAUUGCCAAAUUGUACUAGGAAUUUAAUUUCUAUUUACCUUCAGGUAUGGCACGUGAUAAUGAUGGGAGAAAAAGCGGCACUCCACAUUUCAUCGAAUAUAUUAAACCAAUGUACACCCGCACUAAGGAAGUACCGCACGCAAGGCAAAAGUCGCGUCCACUGCGUGCCCUACCUUUUGUCGAUUCUAGCCGCCAGAAUUU